AUGAAAUGUGCACUGGCCACAGAUCUUGCACAUAAUGUGGACGUAAUGAAUAUGGAAAUAUCUGGAGGUCCUUUUCAACAAGAUAGAAAACAUACUCUUAAAGAUUCUGAAAAAAUUUCAAACACUGGAGUAAACAUUCUCCUAACAAGUCUCCGUGAUAUCCCCGCAUCUGUUAACAACAAAUGUACAAAUAAUUUUAAUAUGUUUGAAAUUUCAGAUGAUAUUAGAGGUGUUACACAUAAUUUAUUAUGGGUAGAAAAUGAGAAUGAGCUGGGAAAAAGAGUGGAACAUAUAUUGGAUACAUUAUAA
Molecule: messenger RNA, 309 nt
Organism: Dentiscutata erythropus
Lineage: Eukaryota; Fungi; Glomeromycota; Glomeromycetes; Diversisporales; Gigasporaceae
Source: the annotation of a GenBank genome assembly